Messenger RNA from Fomitopsis serialis, 644 nucleotides. RefSeq lists its product as uncharacterized. The coding region runs from base 136 to 564 and encodes 142 amino acids. The transcript has a single exon. The record is from RefSeq and is a predicted model, not a curated record. NCBI's taxonomy places the organism in Eukaryota, Fungi, Basidiomycota, Agaricomycetes, Polyporales, Fomitopsidaceae.
UCUAUGCAUCCUCCUCAGACAACUAUAUAUGUGAUCAUGAAGUUCACAUGAUUGGUCACUAAAGGUAUUCAUCCGAGUCAUCUAGUAGCUCGCCUCGCAGCAGGCCGCCGCGUGCACUGCCUAGAAGUGAACUACAUGAAUAGAAUGCCUUGUAAACUGAUAUCUUCGUGCAUGGGUCUCCAUGUAACUGAACAAAAGCCUAAGGUAAACAAACUUUCAGGAAGUGCUGCGCCGAGAGUCGCGGUGGCGCGACCACAUACGCACAUCCGCGGGGGAAAAUUCACUGGCUGCAUGCCAUGUUACUUCGCCUGUACUGUACCUUCGGCACCCGAUCUCAACGACGUCAAUAAGUCUUGCAGACUCUGUCGCAGCUUCUUCACCCAAUCGUCCUCAUCAGACGACGGAGCGGGCUACAUGCGCCUCCUUGAGUGUUUCGAUUUUCAGCGAGUAAUCGUAACAUGUUCACCAUUUGGUCGAGGAGGAACUGGAACAAGAAUGAGUAACGACAACAGGACAAAAGCAAGCACAGGAUCCACACUCACUUCCGCCUCAUCUAUCGUCUGAAGCAAUAAUACAAGGGCCGAGGUGGCUCAGGUCAGUCAGGCUACCUGGGUGCAUCAGUUUGAACAUGUUGCUCGACACAC